Molecule: messenger RNA, 816 nt
Organism: Bemisia tabaci
Lineage: Eukaryota; Metazoa; Arthropoda; Insecta; Hemiptera; Aleyrodidae
Source: RefSeq, a predicted model, not a curated record
UUGAUACUUAUAAAUUAUAAUUUCCUUGGUUGACAGUCCAUAGGGAACAAGAACUGUGGAUGCUGUUGGUCAUUUGCGUGUGUUAGUGCUGUGGAAAUCCUCUGGGCCCAUCAAGAAAGGGAGGUCGUCAUGUUCUCAAAACAAGAUCUGAUCGACUGCGUGGCUGAGAAUUCAGGGUGUUACGGCGGCACCAUCAGAAACGGCUUGGAUUACCUGAAGACUUAUGGUGUGACUUUGGCGGAAAACUACCCUUUCAUCGCGGACAACGGUUACUGUGAUUACGAGUCCAAGCCAUACGUGAGGAUAACCGACUAUCAGGAGCUGAGCAGACAGGGCGACCCGGCACGGGGUAUACAGCCCGCUUGGGCGCAGGACUUCGUCAUGGAAAAUGCUUUGAAUGAGAGUCCCCUGUCGGCCACGUGGCCCAAUAGCCCUUCCAUUCUUAGAUUCUAUGUGCGGGGAGUUCUUGCUCUACAUCCAUCGAUGCAUGAUACUCCAACUGGCCACGCGGUUGUGAUCGUCGGACACUAUUCACGUAGACCCAAUGAUUGUUGGAUUAUCCGGAAUAGCUGGGGCGCUGACUGGGGUAUGGAGGGACAUUUACUGGUACAGAAACGAACGAUGGGCGUCGGUUUCGACGUUUACAAAUUAACGAGUCCGAUGAUACAACUCUUCCACAGUGAGCCACGCUCCGGACCCUCCACCCCCUCUGACGAUGGAGCCGGCACUUCUUACGACCCCGACUCGAUCGACAUGUCACGCUUCCGAAUAUCAGAUCCUUACGAUUAUUCAUACUCCUCAAAGCCAUCUAAAUGA